Messenger RNA from Ectocarpus sp. CCAP 1310/34, 3309 nucleotides. NCBI's taxonomy places the organism in Eukaryota, Phaeophyceae, Ectocarpales, Ectocarpaceae. The record is from the annotation of a GenBank genome assembly.
GCCUCCAGACAGAAGGAUGCCUGCAAGAGCAAGGAAAGGACAUGGCUUUUCAACGUCUGCUGGCGGUGUCCAAGUCGUUGAGGCCCCCGGCGCGUAUUCCUCAGCGCAAAACUUGAAAGAAAAGAACCGUCCGAAGCCCAGGAAAAAGGCCCGUGUUGACGGUGGCGACGUCACUAAGCGCUAUGACGGAGCGGCAGCAGCAGCAGGAGGAGGAGGAGGAGGGCGAAAGCGCCCUAGGGCGCCUUCUUGGGAGCGCGACUACCAGCAGAUCUGGAAGGCGGUGACGGACCUCGGUUCAGAACAGUUCACGGGGAAGGAGAAGAAGGCCUACGAAGCGCGCAAGAUCGUCGAGAGGGGUGGCAGGGUGGGUGGUGGUGGUGACGCAUCACAUACCAACCCGCUUGAUAUUGCCAGCACGAAGCACUGAGUGCCGUAUAAGUGCGGCGUUGCAAGUCGGUGACCACGACGAGAUCGGCCCCCUGUUCUCUUGAUACGCAUGCACGUCUUCGAAUUCCCAUCCCCGUUCCAUCUUGGCAUGGCAUACUCUACCGUGCUUGGCUCUGUUCCCAUGGUUAUGAUUCCCGGCCAUGGUACCACCGAUCGCCCCGGUGGUCUAGUGGUAUCCUCGUAAUCCGCUAGUCGCAGAGGUCGUGAGUUCGAAUCCCCAUGGGGUGAAGAAAUUACGAAAUUUGCGGGUGAAAGCGAAAUAUAGCUGACAAGCUCUCGUGAGUACCAAACUUCGACGUUAGCACCGUUGACGAGGGAAAGAGACGGCUGGACCCUUCUCGCGAUAAAAAUAAAAUUCAGCACGCACCGCAGCAGGAAGGUGGGGCAUGAAAAUAAACAAAAAGAAGAAAAAAGCCCUGGUGUUUACCCCCUCCUGUGUGACCCUGGAUGGUUGUAGUUGUACGAAAAAAUAUCCUGAAAAGUGUAGUACUAUACAUACGCUGAAAAGUGUAGUACACGUCUCACCACGAAAAAUGGGGGGACUGUCGCCAUAGGACGAAAACACACACACACAUACACACACACACACCGCUGUACCCGUUCCCCAAGAACCGUGUUUGCCUGCCAGUCUUGUCCAGCCCGCUCGUGCUCCAUCGAGCUCCAAUAUGUUCCUCUUGUCCUCCCUCCAGUAGAACUGGUGAGACCAAAUCACCGGACUACAUGCACCCCAUGACCUUGGCUGAACCGAAACGCACAACUCUCUGCUCGCUUUCUCGCAUCACGCCACGUGUGUGACGAACCACGCGAACGUAAUCUGCAGGCUCCGAAAGACCCGAGGAUGCCGUACGUGAUGCUCCAGGGACUCCGCAAGAAGGCCAAGCAGCGCGAGGAACGCCGGGUAGCCAUGGAGGCUGAGGCUGGUGUUGUCACUGGCAACGCUGGGUCGGCCAGGAGGAAGUCGGCGCAAACGUUUCGUGGCCGCGGUGGCGGCGGUGGUGGAAGCAGCAGGGGUUGCGGAAGUGAACGAGGAGGUGGUAGCUCGAGGUGGGUCCUGGGUGUUUCGUGUGUCACUCGAGAGGCCUUUGUUGCCCGUCAAGCAGUCCAGUGAGCAGACUUGGGGUCGAAGCGAGAUCGAAGGAUGCUGGUGACGGCAUUUUUGUUAUUUGUGCAGAAUGCAAGCAUUUAGUUCGAAUGUUAGUGGCGAUCCCCCGGGCGGCCCGUGGCGUUGUACCUUCUGUGGGACCAUUACGUAUGACGUAUGAUAUGACCCUUCUCUCCUUCUGAACACGUCUAUGAAUACCACCACCACCUCGAUCCUGCAGGGCGAAGUACUUGACACGGUACGCUGUGCUAUGGAUAAAAGAACGCGAAAAAAAAACAACGCAGCCCCUCACCCGCGGGUGGCCCCUCUACUCUCGUCUCUUCUUUUCCAUGUUUUUGGCUCAGAAGAAAUCUCAACCUCGUUCUUCUUCGUCUUCCCCGUACAAUGCCGGUUUCCUUGAUCUAACAUAGUCUUCGUCCUCACCCUGUGUGCUUCUUUCCCUACGCAAACAUUUUCGUUUUCCCGUUUUCUUGUAUGCGUGGUGCGUGUGGUAGACUUUGUGAUCAACUCAGUUCCACCCACCCCCGUACGCUUGGCCUGAGACUAAACACGCCUUCCCCUUGCUUUGUUGUGUGUUUAGCUUCGGGCCGGCUCCUUCGAUGGGCAUGAUGAAGUCCGGCGUGCUGCACAUCAGUCGAAACACGGCACCCCCCGGGGUCCGAAAGCGCAUGUCUGAACGCGAACGAAUGGCGGGAGGGCGUGGCGGCGGCGGUGGGGGAGGGGGGAGAGGAAAGGGAGGGUCGGGCGGGGCGAGAAGAGGGAGCAGGGGCUAGGUUGAGGGUUAGUCGUGAGGCGAGGGUGUAGAUAGUUGGUGCGGUUGGCAAUGUGAGUCUACUGCUAGGAGUCAGCCGGCGGACAAAGGAUGCCAGCCAUUAACAGUGGACCUCUGUCUGCCUGCUAGCGGUCCAUCUGUUGACAGGGUGUUUUACGCACGGUGUGUUACAAUACAAGGCACUACACUGAUGCCGUGUACGAGAACGUGUUCUUCUCCAUGCCGGAUGGCUGGUUUGGAGGGGAUCUGACACAAGGCUGGUGCACCGCUCCUGCAGAGUACGUGCCUGAUGAUGCUGCGGUUGUUGGUAACAGGAAGCUUGGGGUUUCCAGCCUCUCCGAGGUUAGACAUGGAAACAUGAACCUCGUUUAGUAUGUCUAGAUGAGAAUGCCUCUAAUCUUCUGCUGUGCUCUUGUGCUUGCUGCUCCCUGAGGCAUCUUGAUAGUAGCACGACACGAAGACACCUGUUCGUGUUCGGUUUCUACUGAGUACUGCAGAUAUUGCCCGCACUCGUGUUUCAGGACAAAGAACCUGAGCACCAUCGGUGUGCCGGGUUACGAACCUCUACACUACAACCUAUAUAUGUAGCGGCCAUUUGUAGAAGAGGAAGUACUGUUCUGUACUGUAAGAACACCAGCAUCGGCCGAAACUAUUAAAUUGAGGAUCCUAAGUGCGGGCGCUAUCUGUAGUGUUCGUGGUGAGCGUGUGUUGGGAGAUCAACAGGAUGACAUGCUAUGUCAGCCUGUGCAUCUGUUGUCUUGAUCCAAGACCACAGGGCACAAUAUCUGUUUGUCAUUGCAAGUUUGGUGGGGGGUCGAGACAUUUUCCUGGAAUGUAUUUUGUUGAGGCUGACCGGCCCUAUACCAUGUAGUCCCGCACGAGAUAUUAGAUAUUAGCGAAGCCAAUCGUAUGAUGCUUUCUGAAGUGUUUUCUGUCCGACCCGGAGCAACUCCUGAACCCUCCAGCUUCCUGUCAAUUCGAUUUCUCU